CUAAAGUCUUCUUCCCUUCAAACUUGCACAAUAGCCUCUCCUUCUAUUUUCAACUGAAUUUCAGAACCAAAAUGCUAGGGAAAAAGAUGGUAUCAUUGAAGAAACUAGCCAAGAAGGUAAAGUCUAGUAGUAGUGGAGGUGAAACUAACAAUGACCCUCCUCAUCAUGAGUGUUUGUUGAAGGGAUAUGAAGAAGAGUUAUGUACAAGCACAACUCCAACUGGCUAUUUUGCAGUUUAUGUUGGUGAUGAGCACCAAAGAUAUGUGGUUCCAACGAGUUAUCUUUCUCACCCUUUAUUCAAGAUGCUGCUUGAGAAAUCAUAUAAUGAGUUUGGUUUUCAGCAGAGGAAUGGCUUGGUUGUUCCAUGUAGUGUUGAUGCAUUUCAAGAGGUUGUGAAUGCUAUUGAAUGUAACAAUGGCAAGUUUCACUUAGGCAAGAUUUUUCAUGAUUUUGUUUGAUCUUUUGUUUUAUUGGUUAGUGUUAAAAUGCAUUGAAGUUAUCUCAUCUUUUAUGAUAGAAGAAUUCAAUUUGACUUAGGAAUGGUAGAUAUUAUGACCAUCUAUCGCCUAUGCACGAUGUAACGGCUCUAUAGCCCGACCAUAUCGUACACGGACGAUAGAGGAUCCAAACUCGGUGUAUCAAAGUUAGGUUUAAUUUCUAUAUGAGCUAUUUUGCCGCAAGCACUUUGUCAAUCAGAAUUAAUUUGACCGGUAA
Messenger RNA from Vicia villosa (hairy vetch), 714 nucleotides. RefSeq names its product auxin-responsive protein SAUR15-like. The transcript has a single exon. NCBI's taxonomy places the organism in Eukaryota, Viridiplantae, Streptophyta, Magnoliopsida, Fabales, Fabaceae. Bases 72 to 458 code for a protein of 128 amino acids. Gene Ontology annotation, biological process: response to auxin. The record is from RefSeq and is a predicted model, not a curated record.